This is a messenger RNA of Rhizophagus irregularis DAOM 181602=DAOM 197198, 981 nucleotides long. NCBI's taxonomy places the organism in Eukaryota, Fungi, Glomeromycota, Glomeromycetes, Glomerales, Glomeraceae. The record is from RefSeq and is a predicted model, not a curated record.
AUGUCAGAAGUCCAAUUGUAUCAAUAUCACCUUGUUGUAAAACAUUGGAAAGGUAAUAAAAAUGCAAACAUUGAACAAUUUUUUAAUGCUUCCCACUUUUUUGCUAACCACCCGACAUUGGAGUUCUUCCUUGGUAUAGAAAGUAAAAAUAAUGAGGAUUACCAAGUUUUGCUAUUAUCUGAGGACUCUGUAAAAUCUCUUCAUACAGAAUUAGAAAAUUUUACUUCCUCGAAACUUUCAAUGAUACCAAAAUUUCAGAAUGUCACUUAUAAAAAGGUUAAAUCUACUUUUAUUGAUUCAUCACAAGCUUUCAAUAAAAUCAAUAAAGAAAUUAAAAAAUUUAAUAAACAAAGUAAAGCGGAUAGUAAACUCCGUAAGAUGAAAGAACAAUGGGAAAAAGCACAAAAUAUGGUCAAGACAAAAAAAUACUUUUUCGUAGCAGUGGAUGUUGAAAGCUAUGAACGAGAUCACUCUUGCAUCUUGGAAGUCGGAUGGAGCAUGUUCGACUCGAAAAGCGAGAAAUUUAUGGAUCGACAUUUUUGUGCAACUGAAUAUAAGCAUCUGAAAAAUGGUCAAUUUGUUCCGGAUAGGAAGGAUAGAUUUAAUUUUGGAGAAACUGUAUGGGAAAGUUUAACAAACAUUCGUGGUGAGAUUAUAAAAGAUUUAACGGGAGAAAAUGAAAAAGGCAAUGUUGUCUUUGUUGGACAUGAUGUUCAAAUGGAUGUCAAGUAUUUGGAGAGUAUGAAAGUUAAUGUUGAAGAAGUCAUUAAUCCCGCAGCAUAUUUUGAUACAGCAGAAAUGAAUGCAGCAAGAGUUGGAAAGCCAAAUCAGCGAAUCGGUUUGGGAAAAUUGUUAGAUGAGCUUGAUAUAGAAAAUUAUUGUUUGCAUAAUGCAGGGAACGAUGCACAUUAUACAUUAUGCCUAUUUCUUGAGUUAUGCAAAUUACCUCUUCAAUCACCUGAAGAAUCCAGCUCUGAUUGA